UCUCUCUCCGCUAAAAUUUAAUUCAUCAAAACCAAAAAAAACAUCUCCGCCGAAACCACCGCCCCCUCCGUCCGUACUUCGCCGGAGCUCUUCUCAGCCUCUCGGCGUCACCUGAGAGAGAGAGAGAUGGGCAUACUGUAUGGGAUGGUGGCGAGGGGACAGGUGGUUCUGGCGGAGUUCAGCUCAACUUCCACCAAUGCCAACGCCGUGGCCCGACAGAUACUCGACCAGAUGAUGAAUAAAGCCGGAAAUAUCAACCACGAAGACAGCAACGCUUCCUUUUCCCAUGAUCGCUAUAUCUUCCACGUCAAGCGCACCGACUGCCUCACCGUGCUUUGCAUGGCCGACCAAGCCUCUGGACGGAGAGUUCCUUUUGCAUUUCUUGAAGAAAUUCAUCAAAGAUUCGUGAAAACAUAUUCUCGGUCCAUUCUUUCAGCUCCUGCCUAUGCCAUGAAUGAUGAAUUUUCAAGGAUUCUGAAUCAACAGAUGGACCAUUACUCUAAUGAUCCAAAUGCAGACAGGUUAAACCGUCUAAAAGGUGAAAUGACUCAGAUAAGAAGCGUCAUGAUUGACAAUAUCGAAAAGGCCUUGGAAAGGGGAGAUCGCUUGUCGCUGCUGGUUGAGAAAACUUCAACGAUGCAAGGCAAUGCAGUUCGCUUUAAAAGGCAAUCUCGCCGUUUAAAGAACACUCUAUGGUGGAAAAAUGUCAAGCUCACGGCUUCAUUGAUAUUCAUCCUCUUGGUGGUCAUCUAUGUGGUUCUUGCGCUUGCAUGUCACGGUCCCUUGCUAGCUUCUUGCUUAAAGUAAAACAUUCAGUCAGGGGCGGCUUUGUGAUUUUUGCACGGUUUAGUCAUAGCGAAUAUCGACUAAUGAUUUGCUUUAUCAAAAAUUAAAGGGUACAAAUUCACAUGUACAGCAUAGGCGCUCUGUUCUUAUACAGGUUUCACAGUUGCUUUUUCAUGUUCUCUAAAAGAAUGUUGGCUUUGUCAACAUACCAAAGCGGGUCGUAUACUGUAUCAGCACGACAAUAUUUUCCCUUUAUAUUAGGAUUUUGUAACUUAAAAUUAUUCAUGCAAGAUGUUUGUUUUAUAUUCUGUAGUUAGUGGUGAACAAGGCUAGAUGAUGGUAAUGCUGUUCUUAUAGUACUAAAUUAUCCAAUAUGUUCAUCCAAGCAGGUUACUUUUAGAUUGGAGAUGAGAUAAUUAUGGAUUUGCAAUAUCAGUAUGCGAGCAUGAAAUCAAUUUAUAAGAAGCAGCCGAGUAAAUUGAAUUUUUAUAAUUCCACAAACUAAUUGCUAUAGAACUCAUUUCGGUGUUGACAAAAUUGCUAAUGAUAAGAAAAAUUUAUUCAAUUUUUAACUCAGAGAAACAAUAGUACUAUCCAAGCAAUAAUCUCCUGUGUCCUUAUUUGGCAUGCAAGGAUCCGAUUGGAUAGGAUAUAGAAAUGAAGUCUUCUUGGCUGUUUACAUUGGCAUCAUGAAUAAAGAUUCUUUGUCUCUAAAGUUUUAGACCUACUGUGACACAAGAUUGAAUUGUAUAGCAUAUUGAAGAUUGAUUGGACUGGUUUAAGCUGUACAGGGCAUGUCCAAAAAAUAUCCAGAGUGGUGUCCUCCAUUCUUUUCCUGUUCCUUGCUUAAUAUACUCUUUUCUGUUUUUUUGUUUUUAUGGGUGUACUCUGUUUCUUCUUCAACAUUUGUCUCUACUGAAUAACACAUUAAUUUUGCUAGACGUAAUAUGAUUAUCAUAAAUCUCUUCUGUUAAACUCAAGCCUCUUAACUACAUGAAAUUAUUUGACAUGGGAAGGACUAUAACAGAACCUAACCGUCCGAACAUGAACACAACUCACCUUUAUUGAUAAAUUUGGUGGACUAAUUUUGGCCUUGUUCAAGGAAAUUCCCCAACCCCAAAUUUCAAACACAAAAGAUUUUUUCUUUUCUUUUUAUUUUUAUUUUUUAUGUUUUCUGUUUUUAGUGUUUAGGUUUUAGUUUUUUUCUUUGAUACUCAUGUUAAAUAUUUGGACAUAUUUGAAAUUUUUUAAACAAUACUAUGGAAGCAUACGAACUUAGUCGUAGAAGCAUGUAAUCU
Molecule: messenger RNA, 2084 nt
Organism: Ziziphus jujuba (common jujube)
Lineage: Eukaryota; Viridiplantae; Streptophyta; Magnoliopsida; Rosales; Rhamnaceae
Product: vesicle-associated membrane protein 711
Exons: 4
Coding region: 127-807 (226 amino acids)
Biological process (GO): vesicle-mediated transport
Cellular component (GO): membrane
Source: RefSeq, a predicted model, not a curated record